Messenger RNA from Cornus florida, 1293 nucleotides. RefSeq lists its product as uncharacterized. Bases 1 to 1293 code for a protein of 430 amino acids. NCBI's taxonomy places the organism in Eukaryota, Viridiplantae, Streptophyta, Magnoliopsida, Cornales, Cornaceae. The transcript is spliced from 3 exons. The record is from RefSeq and is a predicted model, not a curated record.
AUGAACAGGGAUGUUGAGUCAGCCAAGCAGGAAGAAAAGGCUGAAUCUUCAGAAAUUAAGAACGAUUCGACAAGUUCAUCGGCCGGGAUAGGAUUGAUCUCUCAGGAUCAGCCAUCUAAGGCCGAUAAAAUCAUUUUUGAAAAACCACCUUUGUCCAUGACACAGCAGUUGAGGCCGUUGUAUGUUAAAGUAUGGGUUGAGGGUCAGCCAAUCAAUAGGGUUUUGGUUGACAAUGGUUCGGUGGUGAAUGUCAUUCCAUCAACUACUUUGAAGAAAUUGGGUAAAACCAUGGAUGAUGUAGUUCCAACCGACGUGGCCAUCAGUGGUUUUAAUGGAGGAUCUAGUAACACUAAAGGUAUUCUACCUUUGGAAAUUACUAUUGGCGGUAAGACAUCCUUUACGGCUUUCUUUAUCAUUGAUUCAACCGCGGCCUAUAAUCUCCUUUUAGGCCGAGAUUGGAUUCAUCCUAACAUGUGCAUCCCAUCAACCUUGCAUCAAAUGUUGAUUUUUUGGGAUGGAAAUGAGGUAAAAAUUGUUGAGGCCGAUAAUAAACCCUUUAUAGCUAGGGUGUAUUCGGCUGAGGCUGCUCUUUAUGAUGAAACUGUUAAGCAGCUCGGCCGAAAAUUGAUAUUUUCAGGUCGACCAUCAAGGACAUUGAAGAUGUUACUGAUGGAUCACAAAACCAAUGAAGAAAAGAAGCGGCAAGCUUUCAGGGCCGCUUGCAUAAGACUGAAAGCAUAUCUGGCUGAGAAGAGACUGGCCAGAGAAGAACAGCUAUAUGAAGAGGUAUCGGCCAGCACGGCCGAUAUAAUUGAAGAAGGUUUCGAAAAGCUGGAUGCAAUCCAACUUGAAGAUUUGGAGUCAGCCCCUUCCAGGAUGGAAGAUAAUAAAGUAGAGGUGCAAUAUCCUUUAUUGGAAAUAAAUGUUGAGAUGCCUGGCCUGUCUAGAAAAUUGGUAGAACAUAGAUUACCGAUCAAGAAAGAUUUUCAGCCAUAUAAACAACCACCAAGAAGGAUGUCUUCGGAAGUAAUGCUCAAAAUUAAAGAAGAAAUUGAGAGACUUCUUAAGGCAGGAUUUAUUCGAACAGUUAGGUAUGUUGAAUGGCUUUCUAAUGUUGUUCCGGUAACGAAGAAGAAUGGCAAACUUAGAGUUUGUGUGGAUUUUUGCAAUUUAAAUAAUGCCACUCCAAAAGAUGAAUAUCCAAUGCCUGUGGCCGAUCAACUUAUUGAUUCGGCCGCUAAGCAUGAAAUAUUGUCUUUUAUGGACGGCCAUUCAGGUUAUAAUCAAAUCUAG